AUGUCGUUCGCCUCGCGCUUUGGUCAGGCGCUCCAGCGCUCGCUGGACAGACUGCGUAGCGAAACAGCGCGAAUCAUGCGCAUGGAAGUGGAGUCGGCCCAGCACCAUACGAACGCCCAACGGCUGUAUCAAUUCACCACACCGCAAGACUUGACGCAGAUUGCCACAGGCUCCGACUCGGAUAUUGGCGGAUUGUCACGCUGUCACUUUUCGCUGGAAAAGGAGACCAAGCCAGACGGAUCGACGCAUACGUUUGGUCGCUUUUACGGCUCGCUGAGCUCUCAAGUGCCGCGUGGCUCGUCGUUGGAGAAAAGUGGGUAUGCCGCCUUCCGGAACAAGUCGCGGCCCACGCUGUUUAGCACAGAAGCAUGGGAUACGUCGUACCAUCCUUAUCUUGCCCUGCGUGUACGUCGUCGUGUACCUGGUCCUGCCUCUUCGACCUCCGCCACAGAGGCGGCCUCCUCGGAUGUGUCGCUUCGAGCUGCGCUGCAUGCAGGUGAUCAGGCGGGGCCGGCUGUGCCCCGUGCUGUCCAGGCACUGGGUUUGUCGUACGCCGGUAUUCCCGCUCGUGCGCCAGAGCCGCCGCUGUUCUUUGUCAACAUCCAAACGGAUGGGCCUGUGACCACAGACUUGUACCAACAUCGCCUGUUCCUCGAUGAGCAGCAAGGCAAUGCGUGGCAGACCAUCACCAUUCCCCUCGACUCGUUCGUGCUCACCAAUACAGGCGUGGUCUCAGAAUCACAAGUAUCUAUGCUACGUGAAAAGGUGCUCACCGUGGGUAUUAGUGUAUUGAUGGACCCCCCGCUGCUACCACGCGACCAAGAAGUGCCAGAGACGCCGAGCCCUAUACCCAAUGCGCUGCGUCGCGUCGAUACGGCUGGUCCGGCAGCGGUACGAGGCAGCAAGCGUGAUCGUACCCUGUCCUUUGAACUGGACAUUGCAGGUGUAUGGGUCGUCGCCUCGCCCAGCGAUGCACAGGCCUUGAAAGAGGGUAUGUAG
Molecule: messenger RNA, 999 nt
Organism: Malassezia pachydermatis
Lineage: Eukaryota; Fungi; Basidiomycota; Malasseziomycetes; Malasseziales; Malasseziaceae
Exons: 2
Coding region: 1-999 (332 amino acids)
Biological process (GO): mitochondrial respiratory chain complex I assembly; mitochondrial electron transport, NADH to ubiquinone
Cellular component (GO): mitochondrion
Source: RefSeq, a predicted model, not a curated record